CCCCCCCCCCGGUCCCCCGGAGGAGGCCGGCGGGGCGCGGGCCGCGGAUGUCCGUCCUGCGGCUGAGCGGCGCUCUCCGUUCCGUCCGCGGCCUCUGUAGAGCCCAGUGCAUGGACGGGGCGUCGCCCCCGGGGCCGCCGGCUCCAGCCGCGCUGGAGAACGGCUCGGGGCCCCGUGAACAGCGCCCGCCCGCCGCCCCGGAGACGACAGUCACCGAGGGCGCCGCCACGAUCGUCUUCCCCAGCGCCAAUGAGGUCUUCUACAACCCCGUGCAGGAGUUCAACCGGGACCUCACGUGUGCAGUAAUUACAGAGUUUGCUCGAAUUCAGCUUGGGGCCAAAGGAAUCCAGAUCAAGGUGCCAGGUGAGCAGGACCUGCAGAAAGUGGUUGUGGACUUGUCAGAACAAGAGGAAAAACUCAAACCAAAAGAGGGUGAAAACCUGGCUCCACAAGACCAGCCUCGAACAGCUGCCGCUGAAGAGAUCUGUGAGGAGGGCCUGCGGGUGCUGGAGGGCCUGGCAGCUUCUGGCCUCCGCUCCAUUCGGUUUGCUCGAGAGGUGCCUGGACUCCGAUCUGUGGUUGCCAAUGAUGCCUCCGCCCAGGCAGUGCAUCUCAUGCGCCAGAACAUCGAGCUCAAUAAUGUGGGCCACUUGGUACAGGCCAGCCAGGCAGAUGCCCGGAUGCUAAUGUACCAGCACCAGAGGGUGUCAGAGCGUUUUGACGUCAUUGACCUGGACCCUUACGGCAGCCCCGCCUCCUUUCUGGACGCAGCAGUGCAGGCUGUGAGCGAAGGAGGGCUGCUGUGCAUCACCUGCACGGAUAUGGCGGUCCUGGCAGGGAACAACGGCGAGACGUGCUACAGCAAGUAUGGGGCCAUGGCUCUCAAGAGCCGCGCCUGCCACGAGAUGGCGCUGCGGAUCGUGCUGCACAGCCUGGACCUCCAUGCGAACUGCUACCAGCGCUUCAUAGAACCACUGCUCAGCAUCAGCGCCGACUUCUACGUGCGCGUGUUUGUGCGUGUGUUCACCGGCCAGGCCAAGGUCAAAGCCUCCGCCAGCAAGCAGGCGCUGGUGUUCCAGUGCGUGGGCUGCGGCGCCCUCCACCUGCAGCGCCUCGGGAAAGCAUCGGAGGCCCCUGGUGGCCGGAUCAAAUUCUCGGCCGCCUGCGGUCCUCCCGUGACCCCCGAGUGCGAGCACUGUGGACAGCGACACCAGCUCGGCGGCCCCGUGUGGGCAGCGCCCAUCCACAACCUGGACUUCGUGGGCCGGGUCCUUGAGGCCGUGAGUGCGAAUCCUGGCCGCUUCCACACCUCGCAGCGGAUCCGAGGGGUCUUGAGCGUUGUCACCGAGGAACUCCCAGACGCACCCCUGUACUACACGCUGGACCAGCUCAGCUCCACCAUCCACUGCAACACGCCCAGCCUCCUGCAGCUGCGGUCAGCCCUCCUCCACGCUGGCUUCCGGGUGUCGCUCUCCCACGCCUGUAAGAACGCCGUGAAGACCGACGCCCCAGCCUCGGCUCUGUGGGACAUCAUGCGCUGCUGGGAGAAGGAGUACCCCGUGAAGCGGGAGCGGCUGUCAGAGACCAGCCCUGCCUUCCGCAUCCUCAGUGUGGAGCCCAGGCUUCAGGCCAACUUCACCAUCCGCGAAGAUGCCAACCCAAGCUCCCGCCAGCGAGGCCUCAAGCGCUUCCAGGCCAACCCAGAGGCCAACUGGGGUCCCCGGCCCCGAGCUCGGCCAGGGGGCAAGGCAGCCAGCGAAGUGCUGGAGGAGAAACGCCGGGUCCUACAGAAUAAGAGGAAAGAGCCCGCGGAGGACCCCGCGCAGAGGGCUGCCCGCCUCAAGGCGUUUCCUUGCAAGCGAUUCAAGGAGGGUGCCUGUCCACGGGGCGACCAGUGCUGCUACUCACACAUCCCCCCUGCACCCGGAACCUCUGCGGAUGCGGCCCCCCUGGACUGUCCAGAGACCCCCAACCAGUCUUCCAGUCAACCAGCGGCCCCUGCAGGACCAGGGGUAGACUGAGCCAAUAAAAA
Dipodomys spectabilis (banner-tailed kangaroo rat) is the source of this 2032-nucleotide messenger RNA. It is a transcript of the gene Trmt1, whose product is annotated as tRNA methyltransferase 1. The transcript is spliced from 16 exons. The record is from RefSeq and is a predicted model, not a curated record. Gene Ontology annotation, cellular component: nucleus. Lineage: Eukaryota; Metazoa; Chordata; Mammalia; Rodentia; Heteromyidae. The coding region runs from base 48 to 2021 and encodes 657 amino acids. Gene Ontology annotation, biological process: tRNA N2-guanine methylation. Gene Ontology annotation, molecular function: RNA binding; metal ion binding.